AUGGCCAGGGAGCAGAGUUGGGAGGCCGAGCAGUGCAUGGUGACACCGGCAGGGCCCACAGGCUUUCCCUGGGUCCUCCUUGCUGUGCUGAGUGGCGUCUUCCUGCUGCUGAGCGUGGCCGGGCUCUGCUUCAUCAAGCUGCACAUCUUCCCCAGCCCCUCGGAGACACACCUCCCGAAAACGCUUGCUCUCCUGAACGGGGAGCUGAGUGUGACCAUCAGGGUGCCCACCCUUGAGCUCAAGGAGGACUCGCUUGCCCUGCUCCUGCCGACCAUUCUCCCCUCCCACGGGCCACCUGCAGCUGAGCAGACAACACCUGCAGUCCAGCUGCUCCUCAGAGAAAGCCUUUCCCAGGACAUGAGUGGCUACUGUGCCAACGGGUUUGGGCCAGACUGCCACGAGGGAAGGGACCCACCCUGCACCCACAGCCAGCUGGGGCAUGCCUUGGGCUCCUGGGUCUCAUCGCAGCUGGAGGAGGUUGGGGAGGUGCAUGAUGGGGAUGAUGUGCUGGAGCAGCUGGUGCCAGUGGGACUGACUAGAGACAGCUACUCAGGUGACGGGGACUACCGGACAUCCGAGACAUGGCUCUCCCUGCACCUCCAGCUUUAUUCUAAAUGCCAGUGCCCAGCCCUAGGAGCAGGCAGCUGCCUUCCUCUGCCCACACCGGGCAGGAGCUUCAGCCAGGAAGAAGACGACCUGCGGGAGAGCCUUGGCAUGGCAGGGCACUGGGUACCGCUCAGCUCUGUGAAGCUGCCAGCUAGCGAGGAGAAGGAUGGAAGGCAGCUCAUGCAUGAUCUCCAGCCCCUGCAUGGCCGUGGGACUGAGCCAGAGCUGGGUGACAGCACCAUUCAGCAGGGUGACUUGGAGCAGGCAGCAUUGGGCAUCCCCCUCCCCAGCCCCUGCCAGCUGCCCCAAUUGCCCCCUGACAUCCUGCAGGCAGCUGCCUUCUCUGGCUAUGAGCUGCGUCCCCCAGCUGACGGUGAGCCAUAA
Messenger RNA from Pygoscelis adeliae (Adelie penguin), 990 nucleotides. RefSeq lists its product as uncharacterized. Bases 1 to 990 code for a protein of 329 amino acids. The transcript has 3 exons. The record is from RefSeq and is a predicted model, not a curated record. NCBI's taxonomy places the organism in Eukaryota, Metazoa, Chordata, Aves, Sphenisciformes, Spheniscidae.